Protobothrops mucrosquamatus (brown spotted pit viper) is the source of this 598-nucleotide messenger RNA. RefSeq names its product CKLF like MARVEL transmembrane domain containing 7 (gene CMTM7). The record is from RefSeq and is a predicted model, not a curated record. Gene Ontology annotation, cellular component: membrane. NCBI's taxonomy places the organism in Eukaryota, Metazoa, Chordata, Lepidosauria, Squamata, Viperidae.
CACUGUCCCGCCUCUGGAGUUAAGGAGUGUCGCAACAGUUCUGGUGGGGGGGAGUAAAUUGCCCCCAUUCGUUCAGAAAGGUGUUGGAUAUAUCACGGCAUGCGGGUCAUCCGUACCGAUGCCAGCAGCGGGGGCGCUCCCAGCUCUUCUGCUCCACCGCCCGUUUCCUACGGGCCGGACACCGGACUAUUCGACAGAGGCUACGCGGGCUCUUGCUCUGCCAUGCUGAAAGUGGCCCAAAUGUUAUUGUUGCUGAUUGGAUUCAUUUGUAUAAGAUCUUCACAGUGGACAGAUCACAGUGCAUACAGCUACUUUGAAAUUGUCUGCAUAUGUGACUUAAUUAUGAUCUUCAUCUUUUACAUUAUCUACAUCUUUAGAGCCUAUCGAAAGUUGACUUGCAUUAGCUGGCCUCUUGCGGAGUUUCUCCAUUACCUAAUAGGUACUAUUCUGCUUCUUAUUGCAUCCAUUGUGGCAGUUGCCAAAAGCUCCAAUUCAGCAGGCCUGGUAGCUGGAGCGGUCUUCGGAUUCUUAGCUACAUUUAUGUGCUUCCUAAGUAUAUGGCUCUCUUACAAAGUCUCUUGUAACACUCAGUCAGCAG